GAAAAAAAAAAUACAUGUAAUUUCAUCAUAUUCGUAUUAUAAAAAGGAUUGUUUGUCUAUAUUUAUGUAGAAUGAAAGUCGAGGGUAAAGUGAACGUACAUCGGGUAAGGUUCUUCUGGUGGCUAAAUAUGGACGCACGUAACAGCUGAUAACAUUGCAUUUUUGGUGAAUUGAUUGGAUGCACGUAAUUAAUCAAAAGCAAUAUGAGUCUACGAAGGACGUUGUCAGCGGCUGGGGUAGUUGCAAUCCCGUCACUUUUGCGACUGAUGCAAACUAUUGUCAGUCUUCUCGGCAAUAUGGAGAGUGUUGAGUAUCCUCAACAGGCUCAUGUGUAUGAUGGUCAGAGUUUCGACUUCAUCGUAGUAGGAGCAGGGUCAGCAGGAUGUGUGCUCGCCAACAGACUCACCGAGAUAUCAGACUGGAAUGUGCUGCUCAUUGAAGCUGGUGGAGAUCCACCUAUUACGUCUAAUCUUCCAGGACUAUUAGCACUCGUAGACUAUUCAGAAGCAGACUGGGAUUACUACACAGUUAAUGACGGCUAUACCAGUCAAGCACACAAAACCAAAACAGUACAUUUAACCAGAGGUAAAAUGUUGGGAGGAUCUAGUGGCGCCAACUACAUGUAUUACGUAAGAGGAAAUAAGGCGGAUUACGAGAGCUGGGUUCAACUAGGCAAUGAAGGAUGGGACUGGGACAAUGUUACUGCAUAUUUCAAGAAAAGCGAACGUCUCGCAGACUCAGCAAUUCUCGACAGUGAUUCAGCCGAUUUGCACAGCUCAGAAGGAUAUCUCGGAGUGACACGGCCACUUUGGGGAAACAGAACUAAAGAUUAUUUUAAAGCUUUCAAACAAAAUGAUCAUAACAUUCUAGUAGAUACCAAUGGUCACCAACAAGUUGGAUAUUCAGCUCCACCUUUUACUACAGAUAAUCACAUAAGGCAAAGCACUGCUAAUGCCUUUCUGAGUCCUAUUAGACUUCGCAAAAAUUUACACGUUCUAAAACAUACUUUAGCUCGCAAAGUUAUCUUUGAUGAAAAUAAUAAAGCAGUUGGUGUUGAAGUGACAUUACCUGACGGUAGAACGAUUAAUGUUUUAGCAAGUAAAGAAGUUAUUUUAUCAGCUGGUGCCAUAAACAGCCCGCAGUUGUUGAUGUUAUCUGGUAUUGGUCCUAAAAAACACUUGAAGAAAAUGAACAUCGAUGUGCUUCUAGAUUCACCGCAUGUAGGUAACAAUCUUCAAGAUCACAUGGCUGUCAUAGUAGUGAUAACGGGAAAGAAAGACAUAAAACCUUUUAGAAAUUUUGAUAAUUUCGUCAACGUUGACCAGUUUUUAUCUCCUACAAUAAUGGGGCACAUUGCUCUUAAUAGAUCACAAACUUAUCCAGAUUACCAAACGAUAAUAUUGGUUGAACCAGCUAAAUCUCUUACAGCCACUAUUAUUUGUUCUUUUGUUAUGGGCCUGAAUAACCAAGUCUGUAGUUCAAUCGCUUAUGAAAUAGUGGAUAGAGAGAGUCUAGUCGCAGCGUUGUCUUUAUUGGCUCCUGAAUACAGAGGUAAAAUUAGACUUCAAAGUAAUGACCCAAUGGAUAAACCACUUAUUUUCUCAGGAUAUUAUUCUAGUGGAAACGAUUUAGAGAACCAUGCUAGAUAUGUGAUGGAUUAUGUAAGUGUUGUUAAUACUGCGUAUAUGAGAAGUAUUGGUUCAAAAGUAGUUGAUGUUCAUCUUGAACAGUGUAAAGGGUUGACAUUUGGAACUCUUGAUUAUUGGAAAUGUUAUGUUUUGAACAUGGUGAGUACGUUGUGGCAUCCUGUUGGCACCUGUGCGAUGGGCCCUGAAGGUAAAGGUGUGGUGGAUGAGAGACUUCGUGUACGAGGUGUUACAGGGCUUCGAGUGGUAGAUGCAAGUGUGAUGCCGACCAUAGUGCGCGGUAAUACAAAUGCUCCAGUGAUUAUGAUUGCAGAGAAAGCAGCUGACAUGAUCAAAAUUGACAAGGGAAUGCCAAUAGAACAGAUUUAAUUGAAGAAAUAAAGAAUUUAUAUAAAAAAGUGCGAAGUAGCUUACCCAAAUACAUUAAAAUAAAAUUAGUUAUAUAUAUUAGCCGAAGAACCGAUAACCGUUGGGGUAAACGAGUUCUAGAGUGGAGAC
This is a messenger RNA of Helicoverpa zea (corn earworm), 2144 nucleotides long. RefSeq names its product ecdysone oxidase-like. The record is from RefSeq and is a predicted model, not a curated record. Gene Ontology annotation, molecular function: ecdysone oxidase activity; flavin adenine dinucleotide binding. Lineage: Eukaryota; Metazoa; Arthropoda; Insecta; Lepidoptera; Noctuidae. The transcript is spliced from 4 exons. The coding region runs from base 204 to 2015 and encodes 603 amino acids.